AUGCAAGACCCCGUCUCGGAAAUCGCCGGCGUCGUAAAGGGCCUCGUCUCGGCCCGCAACGCCUCGGAGCAGAAGGCCUGCCUCCAGAGGUACUUUGCCCCGGACGCCUCCUUCGACCACCCGCUCUGCUCCGUCGCCAGCGGUCCCAACUCGAGGGACAAUGGCGUCCUGCCCAUCUACCAGUGGCUCCGAUGCAUGUUCACCCCCGACAUCGAGACGCAUCAGAUUGGCUUCGACGAGAAGGCCAACAAGCUCUUCCUCGACGUCUCGCAGCGCCUCACGCCCAACGUCCUGGUAGUCAACAAGCUGUGGGCGCCCAUCGUCCGUCUGAUCGUCGUGCUCCAGCUGCAGCGAGGUGCCGACGGCAAGUUCUACGUCAAGAGGCAAGAAGACUUUUACGAGCCCCAGGUCCUUCCGUUUGGCCUGCUGCCGCUGCUGGGACCCGUGACCUCGGCCGUCAAGCACGUCAUCGGCUUCAACUGCGCCAUCCUCACCGGCAUCACCCAGCUCACCAUCGGCUACUGGCGGCCGGGCAGGGAUCCGAUCAGCGCCAAGAGGAAGUGA
Molecule: messenger RNA, 564 nt
Organism: Pseudozyma flocculosa PF-1
Lineage: Eukaryota; Fungi; Basidiomycota; Ustilaginomycetes; Ustilaginales; Ustilaginaceae
Exons: 6
Coding region: 1-564 (187 amino acids)
Source: RefSeq, a predicted model, not a curated record